Hibiscus syriacus is the source of this 1147-nucleotide messenger RNA. RefSeq names its product coatomer subunit epsilon-1. The coding region runs from base 109 to 978 and encodes 289 amino acids. The transcript has 7 exons. Gene Ontology annotation, molecular function: protein binding; structural molecule activity. Gene Ontology annotation, biological process: endoplasmic reticulum to Golgi vesicle-mediated transport; intra-Golgi vesicle-mediated transport; retrograde vesicle-mediated transport, Golgi to endoplasmic reticulum. The record is from RefSeq and is a predicted model, not a curated record. Gene Ontology annotation, cellular component: COPI vesicle coat. NCBI's taxonomy places the organism in Eukaryota, Viridiplantae, Streptophyta, Magnoliopsida, Malvales, Malvaceae.
AUUAUAGAAAGCGAAGAGAGGGAAGGAGUUUAGACAGAUUUUAAAAAUCUGAAAGAAAAAAAAAACUGAAAAACCUUUGUAGUUGAUUUGAGAUUUGUGUUAGGGAAAAUGGCAGCACCAGAUCACUUGUUCAAUUUGAGGAACAAUUUCUACUUGGGUUCAUACCAGGCCGCCAUCAACAACAGCGAUCUUCCCAACCUCUCCCCCGACGACGCCGUCGAGCGCGACUGCCUCGUCUACCGCUCUUACAUCGCCCUCGGCAGCUACCAGCUGGUGAUCAAUGAGAUCGACUCCGCCGCCGCCACUCCUCUCCAAGCCGUUAAAUUACUGGCCCAAUAUCUCUCCAACCCUCACGAUAAGGAGUCAAUAAUUGCGAGCUUGAAAGAGUGGUUGGCAGAUCCAGCAAUUGGAAACAAUGCCACAUUAAGGUUGAUUGCUGGAAUCGUUUUCAUGAAUGAAGAAGAUUAUAAUGAAGCUCUUAAACACACCAAUGCUGGUGGCACCAUGGAACUCCAUGCAUUGAAUGUGCAAAUCUUCAUUAAGAUGCACCGGUCAGAUUAUGCAGAAAGACAACUUAGAGUCAUGCAGCAGAUUGAUGAGGACCAUACAUUGACUCAACUAGCAAACGCAUGGUUGAAUCUGGCAGUGGGUGGUUCCAAGAUACAGGAAGCAUAUCUCAUCUUCCAAGAUUUCUCUGAGAAAUAUCCAAUGACUGGAUUGAUCCUAAAUGGGAAGGCUGUCUGCUGUAUGCACAUGGGGAACUUUGAUGAGGCUGAAACACUGCUACUUGAAGCACUUAAUAAGGACGCCAAGGAUUCUGAAACUCUGGCCAACAUGGUUGUAUGCAGCCUACACCUUGGUAAAUCAACUUCACGUUACCUAAGCCAACUGAAACUCACACACCCAGAGCACAUUCUUGUCAAGCGUGCAGCAUCCGCAGAAGACAGCUUCGAAAGAGCGGUGCAAUCAGUUGGUUGAAGAUGUGCAGUUGGUUUUUUGUUGUGUACACAAUUUGUUAUGUGUAUGAUCAAUUAUGAGAUUGUUGGCUAGUUUAGUGCUUUCUCAGUAAUAUGAAAGGCUACUUGGAGACAUUUGGAUCCUAUGGUUUUUUACUAUUGCUUGUACUGUUAAUCAUAAAUUUAUAUCA